AUGAAGGUCCUGCGUAGUAAGGAUACAAAUGUGCAUUAUUCAAAAGCUAGGAAAGCCUACAAAGUUGGUAAGAAGAGCAAGCUUACUGGUAGUGAUAAGAAGUUAAUCCAGUCACCUACUGGGAAAGGUAGUGUGGAUAAAAAUGCGCAGGCCGAUCUGGAUAAGGAAAACAUAGAUGAUCCAUGGGAUAAUCUUCCUUCCGACUCUGAAAAUUUGACGCAAAUUGCAAAACUCGAAUCUCUACCAUCCCCGACCCCGUUGAGCCAGCACACUUUGGAACAGGUACAAUUUGUUUUGUGUGAAAAAGAGAUGGAAACAAUGCCAUGUAGCCACCCAUUUUGCGAAAAGCUGAGAGCCGUAAAAUUGACGUUGCCGGAGUUCAGAAAUUUACUUCUAUUUGACUUUGAAAUGAUACCCAAACAAUUUGAGUCUGAAAUGGUUAAUCUGCGUAAUGGAUGUUAUCGACAACAAGUGUAUCGUGGCUUGUGGCCAGAUUGGAAACUUUCUCUCAACGGAGAAGAAAAAUCUGAAAAUUAUCAAGAUUUCCCGUUGAGACAGCUUUUCAUUGGAGAGUCUUCUCCUGGGAAACUGAAGUCGACCAUUUCUUCCUUACAGACCAGCGACAGAGUACGAAGUAGACGGCUUACAAUGCCACGAUCGCAACUGGCGAGGAGGAAUCAAGUUACCGAUUUCAAUGAACCCUUCGAUUCCGGGGAAUUAUUGAGAGAUUCCUCUUCACUUUCUAUGUCAAUUGACGGCCAGCAGACUGAGGCACAUCACUUUGAACAUAAAGAAAAAGGUCCAAAUCGUCGCAGUCGGCUUGCCUGUUUGUUGUCUAAAGAGCCGAGAAAAACUAAACGAAAAAAUUCCGUCUAA
Lachancea lanzarotensis is the source of this 876-nucleotide messenger RNA. RefSeq names its product LALA0S01e06458g1_1. The transcript has a single exon. The coding region runs from base 1 to 876 and encodes 291 amino acids. The record is from RefSeq and is a predicted model, not a curated record. NCBI's taxonomy places the organism in Eukaryota, Fungi, Ascomycota, Saccharomycetes, Saccharomycetales, Saccharomycetaceae.